This is a messenger RNA of Diaporthe citri, 939 nucleotides long. RefSeq lists its product as uncharacterized. The record is from RefSeq and is a predicted model, not a curated record. The transcript is spliced from 2 exons. Bases 1 to 939 code for a protein of 312 amino acids. NCBI's taxonomy places the organism in Eukaryota, Fungi, Ascomycota, Sordariomycetes, Diaporthales, Diaporthaceae.
AUGCCACCAAUACCCUUCCAUCAGCUCAGCGAUGAGCCCCUUUACUGUGAGGCGGUGCAGGACAAGGACGACGACGAAUUUUACUCGGGCUCGGAGGACGAUCACUACGAAGGCCCUCUGCACCGACGCCUGCAUAUCGAGAAGAAGGCUAUUGACUUCUUGUCCGGCAACGUGCCCAUCUUACUAUCCGCAGCUCUCCGCGGGCCUUUCGACAGGAAGCAAUGGAACAACCCAUGGCGGUCAACGCGAGCCGAAUCACAUGCUGAGCCGUCCAAGGCCCAGCCUACCCGAUCGAGACAGACGGCUGCCCCCGAAGAGGACCUCCCUGAUACCCAAGGCACAAGUCUAAAUCCCCUGCCCAGUCCUGAGAUCACGAACCCACCAUCGGCAAGGAAAAAUCCGUAUAUGGACGAACAAGACUACAGUCGCAUCAAAAAUUGGAGAGCAGCAGUUAAGAGCACAUCUGUCUCCAAAGACCCAUUCUGGCAAUCACAGCAGGCCGACAGGGAUGAUGAACCUCCCGCGAGGAAGAGAUCUGCAGAUCCAACGUGGCUGCACAAACGUGACCGGAAGAAGCGAAGGUCUGUCAACCCCAAGGAUUCCACUCCCGGUGACUCCCCGAGUCUUGUAGCAGCUCGAACCAGAGGCAGUCAGACCCGUCAGCUACAUGCCUCUCAGAUGGUCGCUCAAUUCCUGCGAGACUCCUCUCCGCCGGAAGAUGAGCUUGCAACAAAUGGGCGUAUCAGGACGGACUACGCCCCAUCGGAGAACACGACUCCGUCAAGCCGCCGAUACUUCCGAAGACGAGCUGUCUUUGCCGGCCGCUACGCCUACUUCCGAUGCUGCACGCAGUUUCACCAUGGUCUCGACGUCUCCGACAAAAGACAGGUCGGCCCGCCAACGGAGAAAGAUCAUCAAGAGCAAGGCUCGACCACCUAG